Lachancea nothofagi CBS 11611 is the source of this 891-nucleotide messenger RNA. The record is from the annotation of a GenBank genome assembly. NCBI's taxonomy places the organism in Eukaryota, Fungi, Ascomycota, Saccharomycetes, Saccharomycetales, Saccharomycetaceae.
AUGUCAGUCGAAGAAACAACCUCGGAAGUUAUAUUAACGCAUCCAGAUAACAACAAAACUUUUGUUAAAAUCUUGAAAUAUGGUGCAACAGUGUUUUCAUGGAGUUUGAACGGUCAAGAACAGCUGUGGUUGUCUUCAGCGGCCAAACUAGAUGGUUCAAAACCUGUCCGUGGUGGUAUUCCACUGGUUUUCCCCGUUUUUGGUAAAAACCAGGACGAUGAAGACCUCAGCAAAUUACCCCAGCACGGACUGGCCAGAAAUUCCACUUGGGAGUUUCUUGGUCAAGUUAAAGCCAACCCGCCCACGGUGCAAUUCGGGCUAGGUCCUGAGAUAGCAAACCCUGAAUUGAGCAAGCUAUGGCCAAUGGAUUACUCUUUGAUUUUAACUGUGGAAAUGGGGUCGGAGCACUUAAAAACCCAUAUUGAGGUGAGCAAUACUUCGAGUGACCAACAACUCAAGUUCAACUGGCUCUUUCAUACGUAUCUAAAGAUCGACGAUAUCGAAGAUACCAUGGUAUCCAAUUUGAGUGGGACGAAACUCUUCGACCAAAUGCUACAGGAAUCCUAUGUGGAUAAACAACCUGUCGUUACCUUUCACGAAGAGCUGGACAGGAUUUACCAAAAGGUCGAAGACGAUCGGUUAGUCCAGGUAAUCGAUAAAGGCCACCCGGUUCACACUAUCAAAAGACACAAUCUACCCGACGCUGUGGUGUGGAAUCCUUGGGUAGAAAAAUCCAAAGGAAUGGGUGAUUUUGAACCAAAGGACGGCUUCAAGGAAUUGGUGUGCGUUGAGCCCGGUUAUGUCCACGAUUUCGUCAAACUACAACCGGGUCAAUCUUGGGAGGCUUACCAAUUACUUUACAAGGACAAGCUAAACUACCAAGUGUUGUGA